AACCGCUACCUGGUGUUGGAGAAAGAUAAGGUCAACGCCAUCAACAAACUCCUGAUCAAGAAUGACUCUCCUGCUGCUAACAACUGGCAGAGCAUGCUGGGCAGUGUGCCACCACAGUUGUGGGAAAUCAUGCACACUCUAUAUAUGGACAUACUUCCCCCUGGAUCUCUGGCUGUGUGUCUUUCUUUUCUUGAAAAGGGAAACCUACUGGCAUAUGAUAAGGGAAGAGCCAAACGCAGGUUUAAAAGCACAUGUACCUCUAACCAGGAUUAGGAGUGGGCAAGAGAACGCAAACGUGUCAGGAACCAUGCGGGCAACAUUAGAGAACGUCAGAGUUCUGUAUUUUGCCACUAAUUGCACGGAGCCGUAUGUGCAGAUCAUCACUGUGCAGGACUCCAAGCGGAGACAGAGUGUGUGCAGCUCGGAGGGUUCGGAGGUGGGGGAGUCUGACGAUGAUCUCCUUCCUGUUCUUUGUGACCACAGCCAUCUGCUGGAUGACCAGCACCUAGAGAGGAUUGCCGUUCACAUGCCAGCCAGGACCAAAGGUUACAAGUGGCAGUUGGCAUACAGCACCGUGGUGCAUGGAACCAGUCUGAAAACACUGUACAGAAACAUGUCUGGCCUGGACAAGCCCGUCAUGCUGGUCGUCAAAGACAUGCAAAACAAGGUGUUUGGAGCAUUUUCCACGGAACCUUUCAGAGUCAGUGGCAGUUGCUAUGGCACAGGAGAAACAUUUCUUUACAGCUUCAGUCCAGAUUUCAAGGUCUACCGGUGGACCGGUGAAAACUCUUACUUUGUGAGAGGACACCUCGAUUCUCUGCAGAUUGGGGGAGGAGGGGGGGGCUUUGGCCUUUGGCUGGAUGCUGACUUGUACCGCGGAGCAAGCCACUCCUGUCCCACCUUUCACAACCCACCACUCUCCACGCAGCAAGACUUCUUAGUUCAAGACCUGGAAGUUUGGACCCUGCGGAACUAGAAAGGAUGGCAUCGUAAGGGAAGUGAGAAGAACCGAGGAACAGAGGCAACCCGCAAAGUGGUAUUGCCCAUGUUGACAUGAGCUGCAAAGCUCCGAGGCUUCAACCAAGGGUCCGUGCGUAGCUCACCCCAGUGGGGUUCAGCUAUCAAAACAGUAUGUGCAGGAUGCCGUCCCAUAAAAAAGAAAAAAGAAAAAAAGAAACCUGCACGCGCACAAUUGUUGACUUACCUUCUACACAACGCAAGGCGUAGCUUCACUGACGCUGGUUUGAUCCCUGGGUUAUUGUUUACUCCGGCUUCAGAGAUCCAUAGCAUCAGGGUGUUUGUGACGCGGAGCUUUAUGUAUGAAUGCUGCACUACACGCAUGGUGCUACAGUAUCAGUGGCCCUGAUCUAAGGUACAGACUGUUUAGCAGAAGUCACUGCUGAAUGCUGAGGGAGAGUGCUACUCUGGAUAAGAACAGAUCAUAGCAGACAAAAACCUCCCUUUCUUCAGUCAUCAACUAAACGCUAUAACAUGCAAUUUACUAUGUAUGUGGUUUACCAGUCUAACCUCUAGAAAAUAUAUUUUGCACAAAAAAAUAUAUUGGGCACAUCAAAGGUUGCUAGGGGACAGGAUAGCACAAGUGCCCAUUGUAUUUGGAUCUUGUCCCAUUGAUGAAUUGAGUUUGCAAUUAAGGCCACAAUUGCAGGGUAUGUAAAUACUCAGGAGACAGAUAACAGGAUUGCACAAAGUACAGUCAAUGCAAUGUGUACAGUUUAUAGGACCAAGGGAUGAAUUUCCCAUUGGGACACUUAUUUUAAAUGGAAAGAUGGAGAAAGCUGGUUUUAUAGAUCUUCAUUCAUUUUAAUAUUGAAGAAAAUGUUGGACAUUAAAACUGUACCUUCGCUUUAUGUAAUGAUAGCUCAAUUUCUUUUUAUAUUUGUGUACCCUUUUCCAUCAGUUUUUUAUGCACAUGAUGAAAAUGACGUAACAGCCUGAACUUUUUAAAUUCUUGUGUAAGACAGUGCUGGCACUGUCAAUGUCCUGAUUCCAAACUUUCAUUAAAAUCCAAUCAUAGUUUGAGAAAACGUCUAUUUUCAUUUUUGCAAAUCCCAACUAAAUUUUGCUCACUCUUUAAAACCAUAUUAUGUAUUUCACUUUCAAUGAUUUGAUUGUUUACUUCCAUCACACCAUUCAAUCUUAAAGCCUCAAGGACACACGAGCAGAACCAUGAUAGUUCCUGUGGUGUUCUGAUUGCCUCUAAGAAUUAGAGGGAAUGUAAGAAGUCGUCCACAACCCCCUAUUAUCAAUCUUUGUAAACCAUGCAAUAAUAAGUCCACUCGUUGCAUAUACAUUGCUCAUAUUCCGCAGCCCUCUGUCAUUGGUCCAUCGAAGCAGUGAACACUGUCCAGUUCCCUGCAUGGGCAUUGGAGGUAUUUAAGGCUAAAAUACUUAUUUGAAGAACGGCAUGUAUCCUUAUUGUCUAACAGUUAUGCAUGGAUUUAAUGGUUUGUUUCAAUUAGCCAGUGACUUGGCCAGAAAACCUCAAAAUAAUCCACAUUAAAUAAAGGAGAUAACGCUAACAUUUAUAAGUACACUAACA
Messenger RNA from Gadus chalcogrammus (walleye pollock), 2560 nucleotides. It is a transcript of the gene ncoa7a, whose product is annotated as nuclear receptor coactivator 7. Bases 62 to 976 code for a protein of 304 amino acids. Lineage: Eukaryota; Metazoa; Chordata; Actinopteri; Gadiformes; Gadidae. The transcript has 7 exons. Gene Ontology annotation, biological process: regulation of transcription by RNA polymerase II; response to oxidative stress. Gene Ontology annotation, cellular component: nucleus. The record is from RefSeq and is a predicted model, not a curated record.